Messenger RNA from Stegostoma tigrinum, 6237 nucleotides. It is a transcript of the gene gcat, whose product is annotated as glycine C-acetyltransferase. Lineage: Eukaryota; Metazoa; Chordata; Chondrichthyes; Orectolobiformes; Stegostomatidae. Gene Ontology annotation, biological process: biosynthetic process; L-threonine catabolic process. Gene Ontology annotation, molecular function: glycine C-acetyltransferase activity; pyridoxal phosphate binding. The transcript has 9 exons. The record is from RefSeq and is a predicted model, not a curated record. The coding region runs from base 21 to 1286 and encodes 421 amino acids.
GUGACGCCAUCGUUGUCGCCAUGUUCUACUCCGGGCUCCUUUUUGUGGCGCGAUGUCCCGCUUGGAGCUGGGCUUUGACCCGGUCCCGGAGCGCCUUGGCCCAGCUCAGCACGGUUUUGGAGGCUGAGUUGUUGGGCAUCCGGGGUGCUGGAACCUGGAAGAACGAGCGGAUCAUUACCUCCAAACAGGGAGCGCACAUCAGAGUGGAAGGCAGCUCCGGAGCCAUUGUGAAUUUCUGCGCAAACAACUACCUGGGCCUCUCAAGUGACCCUGCAGUGAUACAGUCAGGAAUCGACGCUCUGAAUCAGUAUGGGGCGGGACUGAGCUCCGUCCGUUUCAUUUGUGGCACCCAGAAUUUGCACAAGAGCCUAGAGGCCAAGAUUGCAAAGUUCCACCAGAGAGAGGAUGCCAUUCUUUAUGCCAGCUGCUUCGAUGCCAAUGCUGGGAUUUUUGAGGCCCUGUUAACCCCUGAAGAUGCUGUUCUCUCAGAUGAGCUCAACCAUGCAUCGAUUAUUGAUGGAGUCCGACUUUGCAAGGCCAACAAAUACCGAUACAAACACCUGGACCUCAGUGACUUGGAGGCAAAGUUGAAGGAAGCCCAGAAACACCGAAUGCGUCUAAUUGUUACGGAUGGCGUUUUCUCCAUGGACGGUGAUGUGGCACCACUGAAAGAAAUUUGUGACCUUUCAGAUAAAUACAACGCUCUAGUCUUCAUUGAUGAAUGUCAUGCCACUGGGUUUUUAGGACCCAAUGGACGGGGCACUGAUGAGUUGCUGGGAGUGAUGGACCGGGUUCAUAUUGUAAACUCCACCCUUGGAAAGGCACUUGGUGGAGCAGCAGGCGGAUACACUGCAGGGCCAAAGGCUCUGGUUGACCUCCUGCGUCAGCGCUCCAGACCCUAUCUCUUCUCCAACACUCUUCCCCCUCCUGUGGUUGGCUGUGCCUCCAAAGCCCUCGACCUCCUGAUGGACAGUAACACGAUCGCCCAGACCAUGGCCUCAAAAACCAAACGAUUCCGCAGUCAGAUGACAGCUGCAGGAUUCACCAUUGGUGGAAUGGACCAUCCUAUUUGCCCUGUGAUGCUUGGAGAUGCACGGCUGGCAUCAUCCAUGGCAGAGGACAUGCUGAAAAGAGGAAUAUACGUGAUUGGAUUCAGUUACCCUGUGGUCCCCAAGGGCAAGGCACGAAUCCGGGUGCAGAUCUCUGCUGCCCAUAGCGACCAGGAUAUUGACCAAUGUGUGAAGGCGUUUAUGGAGGUUGGACGCAUACACGGUGUGAUUUCCUGAAAGACGUCUGAAGCCUCGCAGCACACACUUUACAAAGUAGCUCAUACAUGGCAUGAAGGAUGUUACUAAUAUUAGUUGGACUUUGCACCUUCUCAAACACAAAUUCGGAACAUUAUUCUGCACAGAAUAAUUAAGUUAACCAAAGAUUGUGAGGAGGUUUGUUUUAACUACUAGUGCCUUUUUCCUAAAGGGUGAACUGGAUGUGUAUGAAAUCAUUGUCUGUCUUUUAUUUCCAAAACUAAAACAUUUUAGCCACUUGAUCCUUUCAUUCAAAGAUGUUACGUGGAAGCAAAUCCUAGGAUAUCGAGCACUGGGAUUCCCCUAUGUAAUGUAUGUGAGAGGUUAGUCCUUUGUAGUUAAGACUGCCAGUUGAAAGUUUUUAUUUGUCGCAAAGCUUGUUGUUGUUAUUGUAUUCCAUUGAAUUAACAGCACAGAAACAGGCCAUUUAGUCUAACCAAUCUGUUUGUGCUCCACGCAAGCCUUGUAAUUCAUCUAUCAAUAUAACUUUCCAAAUGUUGAUCCUUCUAAGUGAAUCUGAGAGUCAGGUUGUUUGUUGAUAUCCCACAGCCAGGUACGGUUCUGUCUCUGGGUGUGCGAUGUUGUGUUUCAGUCAGUAAACUGGCUAGUGUGAAGUUGGUUUCAUAAAGUUGCAGACAUACUACACUUAAGAUCAUUCAACCCAUCGAGUAUGUAUUGGUUGUCUGGAGAGCAGUCCAGUCAAUCUCAUUUUCCCCCUCCUGCUCUAUUCCUUGAGCAGAAAGUUUAUUUAGUGCCCAUCCUGUCUCCUUUUGAAAUAAUUCAUUGUCUCCACAUCCUCCACCUUCAUAAGCAAAAUGUUCUAGGUCAUUCCCUCUUUUUUUUCCUAAAAUAAAAGCUGCUCCGCAUUCUCUAUAGAACUCUUACCGAAAACAUUAACUAAAGUCCUCUGCUUUCAGCUAUUGGGAGCAGCUUUAUUCCAGAUCUAUCAAAACCUUGUAGUCCUGUUGGAUUUCUUGUCAUGAAACCAUAGUUGUACAGCACAGAAACAAACCCUUUGGUCCUAAUGGUCCAUGUCAAACAUAUUGUGGUGUCUGUCAGUCUUGAGAGACCAUGGAUCUGCGCCUGGAGAGUUUUAAUUCAGCUGCUGAUAGCUGUUGUGGCCGUACAGGCCCACACGGGAGUGACAGUCUCGGUUGCAGUGACUGCAUUUAAAGACACUCCUCCAGUGUUGCUGUCUUUCCGUCGCAAGCUUUUCCUCAGCGGCAAGCCUCAGUUUCUCCUCUCCUUGCUCUAGCCCUCUGCGUAGUUCCCAUCUCCAGCGUGAGCAAUCGUUUACGAUGUCUUCCCAUCUCUCGACUUCAUGUCCCUUUUGCAGACGUCUUUGAAACGAAGAUGAGGUUGUGCUCGGCUCUCUUGCCAAUGGCCAGUUCCCUGUACAGCCCAUCUUUCAGGAUCCUCCUGUCCGGCAUAUGAUGUACGUGACCCAACCAGCAGAGGCAGCGUUGUUGGGGUAGGGUGAAGAGGCUGGGUACCUGGGCACGGGUGAGGACUUCGGUGUUGGUGACUCGGUCGAUCCACCUGAUGUCCAGAAUGUGUCUCAGACUGCGAAGGUGGAAAGCGUUGAGACGCCGCUCUUGUCUGGAUUUGAGGCUCCAGGUCUCGCAGCUGUAAAGCAGUGUGCUGAGCACGCACGCCCUAUAGACUGCAAUCUUGGUGUUCGUAGUCAGCUUUGUGUUCUCCCAGACUCUCUUGGUCAGCCUGGCAAAUGUGGAGGCUGCUCGUCUGAUCCGCCUGUUGAUCUCGGUGUCCAGGGAGAUGCUGUCUGUGAUGGUGGAACUGAGGUAUGUGAAUUCAUGGACUAUCUCCAGCUCAUAGUUGUUGAUGGUGAUGACGGGGGUGCUCAACGCCUUGACCCAGCACAUUGGUCUUCUUCAGGCUAAUGGUCAUGCUGAAUUCCUGGCAGGCUUCUGAGAGGUUGUCCAUGAGGUGCUGCAGUUGCUCUUCAGAGUGUGCUGACAAGGCUGCAUUGUCUCUAAUGAGUACUUCAUGCACCUUUUUGGAUUUUGCCCUCAACCGGGAUAGACUAAACAGCCUUCCUUCUGAUCUGGUGUGGACGUAGACACCAUCAUUUGAUGUUCCAAACGCGUGUUUCAGCAUGACUGCGAAGAAGAUGCCGUAUAGGGUGGGGGGCAAGCACACGGCCCUGCUUAACACGGCUGCGGAUGUUGAAAGCCUCAGAAGAGCCGUCAAAUUGAACGACACCUUUCAUAUCUGUGUGAAACGAUUUGGACUAUUCUGAGGAGUCUCGGAGGACAACCAAUCCUGGCAAGGAUUUUGAUCAAGCCGGCUCUGCUCACAAGGUGGAAUGCCUUCUUGAGAUCAAUGAAAGCGAUGCAGCGUGGUUGUCUUUGCUCUCAUCAUCCCUCUUGUAGCUGUCAGAGGGCGAAGAUCAUGUCGAUUGUGGAGCAUUCUGACCUGAACCCGCACUGAGAUUCGGGGUAUACCCUUUCGAUGAUUUCCUGUAGUCUGUUCAGGACCACGUGGGCGAAGACCUUCCCAACGAUGCUCAGCAGCGAGAUUCCUCUGUAGUUGUUAGUCACUUCUGUCCCCUUUGUUCUUUGUCACCCUCUAUAAUGUUGCAGUCUCUCAUAUCUUGCGGCACCAUUCCCACCUCCCAGCAUUGGCACAGUAGUUCCAGCAGGUGGCUAAGCAGAACUCCCUUUUGCACACUUGAUGAACUCUGGUGGGGUGCCAUCCCAGUGAGAGGAUCCACUCUGAUCCACCCUUGCUGGGUUCCACUAGCUUCAACAGCGAGUUCUUCACGGCAAAGCCAACACCAUACUCUCUGGACUCGUCUAUGCCUUUCCCCUGCCAGAAAAAAGGUAUAGUCUCUCUUAUGUAAGGUCUCUGAUUCUGGGAGCCUUGUCUCUUGAAGCGCUGCAAUGUCCACUUGGAGUCAUAGCAGUUCGUUGUUAAUCACUGCUGUCUUACGGGUGUCUCUGAUCUCUUGAAGGUCGCCUGAUAGACCAGUUGUCAUGGUCCGUACGUUCCAGACCCAAGUCUGAAUGCUGGCUUCUUCUUUCCUUGUUUUGCUUGGUGCAGUGUUUACAGUCCGCAAUUCAGGAUACUUGUAUCCCUAAGCCCCACGCACCCAGUGGAGUGGGCGGACUGUGGCGGGACAGCACCUAAUUGACUGGGGGCUGCCCAGUUUGAGGCGGGCGGUAGCUGUCCGUGAUGGCCUCUCCCUCUGAAAACAACCCCUGCGCCUUGCUCUACGCCAAUUGAGCAUGGCUUAUAACCGGUAGACUGCUGCUUUCUGUGUUUUGCCGCCACGGUGACGCGACGCUGGAGUGUCCUCUCCAGGGCACAGGUCUGGGCAGGGCUUUAUGAGAGAGCGGCAGUUGCCUGUGCAGCAUGUCUCCCCUCUCCACGCCACCAGUGUUGUCCAAGGGAAGGGCAGGGGCUGAUACAACUUGGCACUGGCGUCAUCACAGGAGUUGCCAGAACGAGGUUGGAUAUAACAUCGGACUGCCUUAGGGACUCCGGCUCUGGAUUUAUCCUCAGGGUUUACUCCCAAAGCCUUUCCCAUGAUUGGGUAUGGCUGCAAGGCAGCAGAGGUUUUAAAUUAGAGCUUUCCUUCUCUUAGAUGGGCUGCCCUCCCAGGCUUACGAGUUCCGUCUGCCAUCUGUGCUCGUAUUUAUGUUUUUGUGUGUGUGUAUCCCUGAACAGUGCAAGAACACUGGAACUGUACCACACACCAUCCAGUGUUCCACGGCUUGGCGUUGCUGUCCACGCUGGCAGCACGGCUGGCCUCCAUACUGCACACAUCGCCAUUUGGCAUGGACACAUGCCAAACAUAAUCCUAAGCUAAAUGUCCCACCUGCCUGCUCCUGGCCUGUAUUCCUUCCAAUGUUUUCUAUUCAUGUAGCUAGCAAACCACCGUCUGAGUUUUCAAAAAAAAAAAUGCCUCAAGUCGUCUCUCCCUCCCUAAAAAUGUGCCACCUAGCCUAAAAUACAACUACCAUCAACUCUAUCCAUACCUCUCAUCAUUUUAUAAACUUUUUAUCAAGCCACCUGGAAUGUGGAGUGCCCUGCAACAGUAGUAGACUCGCCAACUUUAAGGGCAUUUAAAUGGUCAUUGGAUAAACAUAUGGAUGAUAAUGGAAUAGUGUAGGUUAGAUGGGCUUCUGAUUGGUUUCACAGGUCGGCGCAACAUUGAGGACCGAAGGCCCUGUUCUGCGCUGUAAUGUUCUAUGUUCACCUCUCAACCUCCGAUGCUCCAGUGAAAAUGUCCCAGUGUAUCCAGCCUUUCUUUAUAACUUGCUGUACCGGGCAAUGUCCUGGUAAAUCUCUUCUGGUCAAUCUCCCUUUGUGUAAGAAGAAUGACCCCAGCUUCUCUGACUUAACCUCAUCACCAAAACCCCUCAUCCCUUGAACCGUUCUGAUAAAUCUCCUGUUGAGGGGCCCACAUUACUCUGCUCAAUAGGGAAGAAGCACAAAACAAGAACACAGUACCUGUCACCCCUUUCAAAGAACUGUCCAGGUUAUCUCAUUUCUCAAUGCCCUUCCCCACAGAUCUUAAGAUCUUUUCGACAACUUCCUUUUGAAAGUUUUUUUUGAAACUGCUACCACCACCUUUUCAGGUGAUGCAUUCGGAAGGCAAAAUUGUUGUCCUGCUUUUCUUUGGCACAAGGUCAGCUGAUUCACUCAUGACCUUCCUGGAGGAGGAAUUCUGACAUUACCGAGUCUGACUUUUGUGAUUCCAGACGCAUAGCAAUAUGUUUGAAAUGGCAUAUAGCAUGCCAGUCAGUGCCACAGCAGUUAGGGCAACUAAUGAUAGGGUUACCACUGGUCCCCAAAUCCCAUGAGUGAAUAAAAAAAGUUUCGGAGAUAGUAGGAACUGCAGAUGCUGGAGAAUCUGAGAUAACAAGGUGUCAAGCUGGAUGAACACAGCAGGCCAAGCAGCAUCAGA